Molecule: messenger RNA, 2621 nt
Organism: Sceloporus undulatus (fence lizard)
Lineage: Eukaryota; Metazoa; Chordata; Lepidosauria; Squamata; Phrynosomatidae
Gene: DDX4
Product: DEAD-box helicase 4
Exons: 21
Coding region: 196-2274 (692 amino acids)
Biological process (GO): cell differentiation; gamete generation
Cellular component (GO): P granule; nucleus
Molecular function (GO): ATP binding; RNA binding; RNA helicase activity
Source: RefSeq, a predicted model, not a curated record
CGGCUGCAAUAGCAGCAGCAGUAGCAGCACGUGCGGCGGCGGCGGCGGUUGUUUCGGUUGGCGCUCUAGGGCUCGACGCCUCCGCCUCCUGGGCCUCCCAGCAGCAGAGUCUCUCCGUGGGCACCAUUUUGUUUGCGGGCGAGUGAGGCGGCGUCGAAAGAGAGAGAAGAAGGAGAAGAGGCUCCGCUGGGCGCCAUGGCAGACGAGGACUGGGAGAACGAGAUCAAGGGCCAGGCUGGGGCCGCCAGCAAAGCAGCAGAGGACGCCGCCGCCGCCGCCGCCGCCUCCUUCCCGGUCUUCCAGCCCGGCUUCCAGAAAAGGGGGAAUUUAUCUGGCAGAAUAAAUGAAACAACAUGCGAUUUCAGCCAGAUACCAGGUGUUGGUGAAAAACCAAAUGGAGAGGAGAAGCUAACACGCAAAUUUGGAAGUGGAAAGGUGUUCGGAAGUAGAGGUGUACCAGGAAAUAGGUUUGAAGAUAGAAAGUGUUCACCUUUUGAGAAAGGAGUUGUUGAUAGUGAGGACAGCCAAUCAGACAGAGCAGGUCUAGGGAGAGGAGGAAUGAGUGAUGGUGUUCGUAGGGGUGGAAGAGGAUCAUUUCGAGGUGGCAGAGGAGGAUUUGGGCUAUCUACAAAUGAUGAAUAUGAGAAGCAGGAUGUAAGACCAAAUUCUGGUAACUUUGGCUUUAAAAGAGGAGGUUUUGGUGCUUCAGCAGGUGACUUUGAAAAUAGAGGUAGAGGAAGCAGAGGGGGAUACAAAGGAAACAAUGAAGAAAUAACAGGAGGUCCUGGAAAAAGUAUGUGGAAAUCAGAUGGAGACACAGAAAAGGGUGACUGUGGAGGUCCAAAGGUGACAUAUGUACCACCACCACCACCAGAUGGUGAAGAUGCCAUCUUUGCACGUUACCAGACUGGAAUAAAUUUUGACAAAUAUGAUAACAUACUUGUAGAAGUUUCAGGACUUGAUCCCCCACCAGCAAUACUGACAUUUGAAGAAGCUAAUCUGUGCCAAACAUUAGUCAAGAACAUUGCUAGAGCUGGAUAUUUUAAACUUACUCCAGUGCAGAAAUACAGUAUCCCUAUUGUGCUGGCAGGACGUGAUUUAAUGGCAUGUGCUCAGACAGGAUCUGGGAAGACAGCAGCUUUUCUUCUACCAAUUUUGGCUCAUAUGAUGCGUGAUGGCGUUACUGCUAGUCAAUUCAAAGAGCAACAAGAACCAGAAUGUAUAAUUGUAGCUCCAACUAGAGAACUGAUAAACCAGAUCUUUCUGGAAUCAAGAAAAUUUUCCUAUGGAACAUGUAUAAGGCCAGUUGUCAUUUAUGGAGGUAUACAAAUGGGUCAUACAAUUCAUCAGAUAAUGCAAGGGUGUAAUAUAUUGUGUGCUACCCCAGGAAGGCUGUUGGAUAUCAUAAACAGAGGAAAGAUUGGGCUGAGCAAGUUAAAAUAUUUGGUGUUAGAUGAAGCAGACCGUAUGCUGGACAUGGGAUUUGGUCCUGAAAUGAAGAAAUUGAUUUCAAGCCCAGGCAUGCCUUCAAAGGAUCAACGUCAAACACUUAUGUUUAGUGCUACCUUUCCUGAAGAAAUCCAGAGACUGGCUGGAGAAUUUUUGAAGACGGACUACUUAUUUGUUGUUGUUGGACAAGUGGGUGGCGCCUGCAGCGAUGUUCAGCAGACUAUACUUCAAGUAAAUCAGUAUGACAAGAGAGAGAAGCUUGUUGAGAUUCUUGGUGGCAUAGCUAACGAGCGAACAAUGGUGUUUGUGGAAACUAAGAAAAAAGCAGACUUCAUUGCAACUUUACUUUGUCAGGAACAUAUACCAACAACAAGUAUACAUGGUGAUCGAGAGCAGAGAGAACGAGAAGAAGCUCUUCGUUGUUUUCGUUCUGGAAAAUGCCCUGUGCUUGUUGCCACAUCAGUGGCAGCAAGGGGCCUGGAUAUUGAAAAUGUUCAACAUGUUAUAAAUUUUGAUCUCCCUUCUACGAUUGAUGAAUAUGUUCAUAGAAUUGGACGAACUGGGCGCUGUGGUAAUAUAGGCAAGGCAAUUUCUUUCUUUGACUCUCAUACAGACAGUUCUAUUGCUCAGCCUCUGGUCAAAGUGCUAGCAGAUGCUCAACAAGAAGUACCAGCCUGGCUAGAAGAAAUUGCUUGUACUGCUUGUGGAAUUGGCUUUAGCACUCCAAGGGGAAAUAUGUUUGCAUCUGUUGAUUCUCGAAAGGUUUUCCAUGGCAAAGAGAACGAACACAGUGGAGGACAUGCAGCUGAUGAAUCAUGGGAUUAGGGCUACCUUCUGACAUGGGAAAAAGCUUUCAGUUUACAGGAUCUUUCAAAUAACAUGGUUGGAAUAGGAUGGAGGGAAUUGACUGGAACUUAAAACACAAUUCCUGGUUUGAGUCCCUGCGAUUUCAGUGAUGCUUCCAAGUAAAUGCGUUUAAGAUUAUGACCUUAAAAUGUUUGAAGAAAUGCUUUAUGCAGCCAAUCCUUUGUGUUCAGAAAAUACAGAUUGACUAAACAUACUAGAGUUAGAAUUAAUUUAGUUUAAGUUCAGUGGUUGUGUGGAGUAACACUUUGUUAUAAAGAGCUGUUGUAGAUUAUUGUAAAAAUUCUAAAUAAAAAUUUAGGAUCAUG